Molecule: messenger RNA, 1494 nt
Organism: Sarcophilus harrisii (Tasmanian devil)
Lineage: Eukaryota; Metazoa; Chordata; Mammalia; Dasyuromorphia; Dasyuridae
Product: olfactory receptor 10AG1-like
Exons: 1
Coding region: 550-1494 (314 amino acids)
Biological process (GO): G protein-coupled receptor signaling pathway
Cellular component (GO): membrane
Molecular function (GO): olfactory receptor activity; G protein-coupled receptor activity
Source: RefSeq, a predicted model, not a curated record
AAUGGUGGGGCUUGAGUUGAGGGAUUUAUGAUUCCAUUUUUUUCUAGCCACUUUCUUAUUCUGGCAGCUCCUCUGAAUGAGCAGAAAGGUGAUUGAAGUUGCAGGUAGUAGAAAUGGUGAUGAGUAGAAGAUGGAAAUAGCACAAAUGAUAAGAAUGAGCAAGGACUGCAGAGUUCUGGUUGCAACAGAACCAUGUGAGGGACAAAGAAAACUCCCUAAAGAUUGUAACCCUAGAUUAAAUGCUUUGUGGGUGCUUAUUCUCUUCUUUCAGUGCUCAUGUCAAAUUGAUAUCUUCUUAAUGCUACAAGGACUUAGAGCCCUACAUCUAUUCUAUUGAUCCCUAAUGAAUCUUAGAGAUUCAAACAGGCCUUCACAUGAUAAAGUUGAAAAAUUAUUUAAUUGAGGGCAUCUGAAAGUAGAAAAUAGAAAGUUUCAGAAUAGGUGGUAUCUGAAGAGAUGACCUAACCUAUAACACUUAAUUUUGUAAGAAAAAAAUUGAAACCAGAGGGGAAAAAUUGUUUGUCCAUCCUGAAUGCAUUGUUUCCACAGAUGGAAUACACAGAAAAAGUGACAGAAGAAAAUCUCACUGUCAUAGUGGAAUUUAUUCUUCUGGGAUUUUCUGACCUCCCACAUCUCCAAGGGUUUCUAUUUGGAAUUUUUUUAAUCAUCUAUAUGACUAUCCUCAUAGGAAAUGGUCUCAUCAUUGUCAUUACCAAAGUUGCUCCAACUCUCCAAACUCCCAUGUACUUUUUCUUGGGUAACUUUUCCUUCCUGGAAAUCUGUUAUACAUCAGUAACUCUCCCCAGAAUGCUAACACACCUUUGGACACAGAACAGAGCAAUUUCUUUGAUAGCCUGUGCCAUACAACUUUCAUUAUUUCUUAUUUUGGGAGUCACUGAGAGUUUCCUUCUGGCUGUGAUGGCCUAUGAUCGUUAUGUGGCCAUUUGUAAGCCUCUGUACUAUCCUCUUAUUAUGAACCACAAAGUCUGUGUCCAGUUGGUGAUUGUUUCCUGGAUGACUGGGAUUCCUAUUCAAUUAAUACAGACAUAUAAGGUAAUUUCUCUUCCUUUCUGUUUUAAUGAACUCAAUCAUGUUUUCUGUGAUGUUCCUCCACUGCUAAAGUUAGCUUGUGGAAAUACCUCCGUGCAAGAGUUCUCUGUCUAUGCUGUUGCUGUGCUAUUUGGGUUAGUUCCCUUUCUCAUAAUUGUCAGAUUCUAUUUCAAAAUUAUCACCACUAUUCUGAAGCUACCAUUGGUUACAGGAAGACAAAAGGCCUUUUCCACUUGUUCUUCUCAUCUGAUAGUUGUGAGUUUAUUCUAUGGAUCUGGUAUUAUUACAUAUUUCACACCCAAGUCAAGUCAAUCAGGGAUAGAAAAAGUUCUCUCUCUCUUCUACACCAUUGUGACCCCUAUGUUUAACCCCAUGAUAUACAGCCUAAAAAACAAAGAUGUUAUUGCUGCAUUAAAGAAAUUACUAAUCAAAAUAUUAGCCUAA